This is a messenger RNA of Nipponia nippon (crested ibis), 851 nucleotides long. It is a transcript of the gene CSDC2, whose product is annotated as cold shock domain containing C2. Gene Ontology annotation, biological process: regulation of mRNA stability. NCBI's taxonomy places the organism in Eukaryota, Metazoa, Chordata, Aves, Pelecaniformes, Threskiornithidae. Gene Ontology annotation, molecular function: mRNA 3'-UTR binding. The record is from RefSeq and is a predicted model, not a curated record. Gene Ontology annotation, cellular component: cytoplasm.
CGGAUGCGUGUGUGUGUGUGUGCGAGGCGCACAUCAUACACACAUCAGAUACCGCAGAUCCAUCAGCGGGCAGCCGGCAGGCAGGCAGGCAGGCAGCCAGCCGGAGAAAGCCCCCCAGAGCCAGGCUGCAGGCGAGACCGCUGCUCCUCGCAAGGUAGUGGAGGAGCGUUUGGCCCCGCCGAGCACCGAUGCUUUGCAGAGCGCAGCUCCAGGGAGCCCGUCACUGCUAAAGAGGUCACAGGCAGCAGACCCGUGCACCCUUUCUCCUGCCAGCCACCCGCCCGUCCCCAAAACGGAGGAGCCCGCCGGCCCCACCAUGUCGUCGGACCCCAGCGCCCCACCGGCGGUGCCGCCCCUGCACUCCCCCAAGUCUCCGGUGUGGCCCACCUUCCCCUUCCAGCGGGAGGGCAGCCGCAUCUGGGAGCGGGGCAAUCUCCUGCUGCGGGACCUGCCCAGCCCCCUUCCCACCAAGAGGACCAGGACCUACUCGGCGACAGCACGUGCCUCUGCCGGCCCCAUCUUCAAGGGCGUCUGCAAGCAGUUCUCUCGCUCCCAGGGCCACGGGUUCAUCACCCCCGAGAACGGCACAGAGGACAUUUUCGUCCACGUGUCUGACAUUGAGGGGGAGUACGUCCCAGUGGAGGGGGACGAGGUGACGUACAAGGUCUGCCCCAUCCCUCCCAAGAACCAGAAGUUCCAGGCGGUGGAGGUGGUUCUCACCAACCUGGCGCCCCACACGAAGCACGAGACGUGGUCCGGCCAGAUCAUCGGCUCCUAGGCGCCCAGGGGGGCCACCGGCCGCUCGGCCCCACGGAGCAAGCCUGCCCAGCCGCUCGCAGGGGGCGCGGGGG